Glycine soja is the source of this 2136-nucleotide messenger RNA. RefSeq names its product peptidyl-prolyl cis-trans isomerase FKBP62-like. The coding region runs from base 109 to 1743 and encodes 544 amino acids. The transcript is spliced from 13 exons. Gene Ontology annotation, biological process: protein peptidyl-prolyl isomerization. The record is from RefSeq and is a predicted model, not a curated record. Lineage: Eukaryota; Viridiplantae; Streptophyta; Magnoliopsida; Fabales; Fabaceae. Gene Ontology annotation, cellular component: cytoplasm. Gene Ontology annotation, molecular function: protein binding; peptidyl-prolyl cis-trans isomerase activity.
AAACUACUAAGGGUAUGUGAGUGUUGGUGUGUUGAAUUAAAAAAAAAGGAAGACUAAAACUAAAACUAAAACCCCACUCAGUCUUCCAGUGAAAAAAGAAAGGCAGCGAUGGAAGAAGACUUCGACAUCCCCGGCGGCGAGGAAAUGGAUCUCGGCGAAGACAAGGUCGGCGAGGAGCGGGAGAUCGGCUCCCGCGGCCUCAAGAAGAAGCUCCUCAAAGAAGGUCAAGGCUGGGAAACCCCCGAAGUCGGCGACGAAGUCCAAGUUCAUUACAUGGGGACUUUGCUCGACGGAACUAAGUUUGAUUCGAGCCGCGACAGGGAUUCUCCCUUCAGCUUCACGCUCGGACAAGGGCAAGUAAUUAAAGGAUGGGAUGAAGGUAUUAAAACCAUGAAGAAAGGUGAAAAUGCUAUUUUCACCAUCCCUCCCGAGCUAGCUUAUGGUGAAUCUGGUUCCCCUCCAACUAUUCCUCCUAAUGCUACUCUCCAAUUUGAUGUUGAGCUGCUGUCAUGGACUAGUGUAAAGGACAUAUGCAAGGAUGGCGGUAUAUUUAAGAAGAUAGUUACUGAGGGGGACAAAUGGGAGAACCCUAAGGAUCCUGAUGAAGUAUUGGUUAAGUAUGAAGUUCAUCUAGAAAAUGGAAAGCUUGUAGCAAAGUCUGAUGGGGUGGAGUUCACAGUCAGAGAGGGUCAUUAUUGUCCUGCAUUGUCAAAAGCUGUUAAAACCAUGAAGAAGGGAGAGAAAGUGCUUUUGACAGUUAAGCCACAAUAUGGAUUUGGUGAGAAGGGGAAGCCAGAACAAGGUGAUGAAGGUGCAGUUCCACCAAAUGCAACAUUGCAGAUUACUCUUGAAUUAGUUUCAUGGAAAACUGUUUCCGAAGUAACUGAUGACAAGAAGGUCAUAAAGAAGAUCCUGAAGGAAGGGGAAGGAUAUGAGCGUCCAAAUGAGGGGGCCAUUGUUAAAGUGAAACUAAUUGGUAAGCUACAAGAUGGUGCUGCCUUUUUGAAAAAGGGCCAUGAUGAAGAAGAGAAGCUGUUUGAAUUCAAAACAGAUGAGGAACAAGUUGUUGAUGGACUUGAUAGAGCUGUAUUGACUAUGAAGAAGGGUGAGGUUGCACUGUUGACCAUUGCACCUGAGUAUGCUUUUGGUUCAUCAGAGUCCCAGCAGGAGUUGGCUGUAGUUCCUCCUAACUCAACUGUUUAUUUUGAAGUUGAGCUAGUUUCAUUUGAGAAAGAGAAGGAGUCCUGGGAUUUGAACACUGAAGAGAAACUUGAAGCUGCUGGUAAGAAGAAAGAAGAAGGAAAUGUGUUGUUUAAAGCUGGUAAGCAUGCAAGAGCUUCCAAAAGAUAUGAAAAGGCUGUAAAGUACAUAGAAUAUGAUUCCUCAUUCGGUGAGGAGGAGAAAAAGCAGGCCAAGACCUUGAAGGUUGCCUGCAAUCUUAACAAUGCUGCUUGCAAGUUGAAGUUAAAAGACUACAAGGAAGCAGAAAAAUUGUGUACCAAGGUGUUAGACCUCGAGAGUACAAAUGUUAAAGCCCUCUAUAGAAGGGCCCAAGCAUAUAUGCAGUUAACUGACUUGGAUUUGGCUGAACUUGACAUUAAGAAAGCUCUUGAGAUUGACCCUAACAACAGGGAUGUCAAAUUGGAGUACAGGACUUUGAAGGAAAAGGUGAAAGCGAAUAAUAGAAAGGAGGCGCAAUUUUAUGGAAAUAUGAUCAACAAGAUGACAAAGAUUGGUUCCUGAUAGCAAUGUGAGUGUUCAUUCCAUCAUGGUUUUAUGAAACCAGCUACCAAGUACCAACGGUAUUGAAUCCGUGGGGACUGGCAACAAAAUCAAAACGUCAUCCAAUAUGGAACGAGUAGAAGUUUAGUCCCUGUUUUCCUGGGGUUUGAUCUUUCUUGUAUGGUUUGUGCACUAGGAAAAUUUGAUGGAUAUUCAUUUCGUAUUUAUUAUGGGAUGUUAACAUAAUUGACUUAAUUAUACGUAUCCCCAUGAACUGAAAUGAUUUGUUUGAGAGCUUAAGCUACUAUAAGAAAUGAAACUGAAUAGAUCAAGGUUUGCUGGGACAACUGGACAAGUGUGUUUUGAUUAGAUAAAAAGAACGUCCAAAAAUAAAAAUUCAUUGUAUAUGUAUAA